AUGACACAUUCCCCCGGUGCUCUUAUUUGGAAGCUAGCUGCUGGAGAAUCGGGAGGAGGAGCACCGGCGGCGACCAUUCAUGGAGUUCCUGAUGCAGCCUAUGCAUGGGAGGUGGGAGAAAGCUUGGUACCGCCGCUAGUGGCGGCGGUGGCGCCUGUGCUGCUGGAGGCGGAUGUGGUACAUGCGACAUUGCAGCAGCUAGUGGUGGAGAAGGGCGUUCUGGGGUAUGUGCGCUCGGCCGUCAGUGGUGAUGCCCAGAUUGUGUCAGCCAAGCCAUCGGCGGCAGUCAGGAUGGAUAGCUCGCCACCGUCGUCGGAGCGGUCUACUGGGAAGAUGAAUCCUCGGGUGCCUGGAUGGAAUAAGAGGUUGAGGAUUGGAGCUGCUGUACCAACAGGCCGCCUUGUCCAAACCGGAUCGGUGCAUUCGAGAAGGCUGUGCGGAGUUUUGCUGAGAACCCGACUGACAAUGUUAUCACACCAGUUAUCGGCACCAACAUUCGACUCGAUGGGUGAGGCGUAUGACUUCUACAAUUUGUACUCGUGGGAGAAGGGAUUUGGCAUUCGUUACAGGAAGAGCAGGCUAAAUGUGGAGAGGACCAAAAGCAUGCAGGAAAUAGUUUGUGGUUGCUCGGGCAAAGCUGGUGUGGGGAACACCAGGUCUUGUCAUUGCGAGUGCCCCGCUCUAAUAAGGUUGCUACGAGUGGAGGAAAACGGAUGGUACAUUGCAGAGCAUAGAGAUAGUCACAACCACUCGUUGUUGCCUAAUUUUGGUGAGACAAUCCAUUGGCCCUCACACAAGCACAUAGAUGUGUACACCAGGAAUCUAGUGAAACAGUUAAGGCAGAACAAUGUGAACUUAGCAAAGGUGUACAACAUCAUUGGAGGCUUCAUUGGAUCAAUGGAAAAUGUUUCGUUCACUAAGAGGUCGUUGUGUAACCUGUGUGGGAAGAUAAUCAGGGACCAUGCAGAAGAUAAUGUGAAGAAGACAAUGGAUGUUUUUGCAGAGAUAGGGGCUAAAGAUCCACACUUCACAUAUAGGGUUGAGUCUGACAAUGAGGGCAGGAUUAAGAAUCUGAUGUGGGCAAAUGGGAGCAGCAGGCUUCAGUACUCAUUUUUUGGAGAUGUCAUAACAUUUGACACGACUUAUCGGACUAAUCUGUACGACAUGCCUUUUGGCCUGUUUGUAGGGGUAAAUAAUCAUUUUCGGAGUGUGAUCCUGGCAGGUGUGCUCGUGCGUGAUGAAACUGAAGAUAGUUUUGAGUGGGUUUUCUCAGGAUUCCUUCGAAUGAUGGGCGGGUCUCCACCGGUGACCAUACUAACAAACCAGAACCGGGCUAUGGAGCUGGCUAUCAAGAAAGUUAUGCCGGAUGCAACACACCGGUGGUGCAAGUGCAUGUGCUGAAGAAAGCAAAAGAGUCAUUGGGUAGUCUGUACACGAAGAAAAGUGAUUUCAGAUCUGAAUUUCAUAAGGUCAUAAAUCACAUCUUGACAGAAGAUGAAUUCGAGCAAGCUUGGGAGAUGUUGCUGGACAAAUACAAGCUUAGGGCACAUUCGUACAUGACAAACCUGUUUGAAAUCCGUAAGAAAUGAGCGAAGCCUUAAUUUAAGGGAGUUUUUUGUGUAAAAAUGACCAGCACACAAAGGAGUGAGAGUGCGAACCAUAUGCUUAAAGAUUAUGUGCCUCCUGGUUGAACAAUGCACAUGUUUGUUCAGAAAUACAUGAGGCUCUAGUUUGACCAGAAAUCGGAGAACUACGAAGAGAAAUGAACAUGAAUUGUGAGAA
This is a messenger RNA of Triticum aestivum (bread wheat), 1782 nucleotides long. Its product is annotated as protein FAR1-RELATED SEQUENCE 5. NCBI's taxonomy places the organism in Eukaryota, Viridiplantae, Streptophyta, Magnoliopsida, Poales, Poaceae. The record is from RefSeq and is a predicted model, not a curated record. The coding region runs from base 1 to 1401 and encodes 466 amino acids. The transcript is spliced from 6 exons.